AUGUCAGCAUCACAGGGCGUCCAAAAGAAGACUCGCAAGUUCGCCACGGUCAAGCGCAUAAUCGGACAGCGGGACGCGCGCCUCAAGAAGAACCAGCUCAAGGGCGAGGUCGAAGCGAAGAAGAAAGGGGACGAUGUAGUGCGAGAAAUACCACAAGUCUCAUCCUCCCUUUUCUUCCAGUACAACACCGCGCUUGUCCCGCCUUAUUCGGUCUUGGUUGACACGAAUUUUUUGAGCCAUAGCAUCCAGCGGAAGCUCGAGCUGCUGCCGACAAUGAUGGACUGCCUGUAUGCCAAAUGCACGCCUGUUAUAACCUCUUGUGUGAUGUCGGAGCUCGAGAAGCUCGGCCAGAAAUACAGGUUAGCUCUCCGCAUAGCCCGAGAUGAGCGGUGGGAGCGGCUACAGUGCGACCACAAGGGGACGUAUGCAGACGACUGUAUUGUCGACAGAGUCAUGAAGCAUAAGAUCUAUAUCGUCGCGACAAACGAUCGAGAUCUGAAGCGGAGAAUAAGAAAGAUACCCGGCGUGCCGAUUAUGAGUGUUGCAAGAGGAAAAUUCGUCAUCGAGAGGUUGCCUGAUGCCCCGGAAAAAUAA
Coniosporium apollinis CBS 100218 is the source of this 594-nucleotide messenger RNA. Its product is annotated as rRNA-processing protein FCF1. Gene Ontology annotation, cellular component: small-subunit processome; nucleolus. The record is from RefSeq and is a predicted model, not a curated record. NCBI's taxonomy places the organism in Eukaryota, Fungi, Ascomycota, Dothideomycetes. Bases 1 to 594 code for a protein of 197 amino acids. The transcript has 6 exons.